AUGUUUGGUAAUUUUGCGAGUUUUGCACCGCUACCUACCACACAAGAUGAAUGGACGAAUGUCCCUGAGGAGCAUUUGGAAGAUGCGACUACAGCAAGUAAAAGACUUUUAAGUAAUGGCAACCAAGGGCCUGGAGUAAAGAAUUAUCUAGAUCGACGAAGAGAACUUUCGAUUGAUAACACGGCUGCUUUUCGCACUGUCCGUAGGCUUCCUCAACCCAAAGGCACAUCGGCAGCUCGUUUAGGCAAUGCAUAUGAAUUCUACAAGAAUCUGGAAGUGUUCUCAAGUUAUUGGAUUGAUACUUCUCUUCCAAAAGAGACUUCCCCUCCUCCUACCGCCACCGAAAAUGACGCCGAAAAACAAACCGAGGAAGAACCCAAGGAAGCUGAAGAUAAGGUUCCAAUUUAUCAACAAACUCAUGUUCGUACUGGCACUGGUUCCCAGCUUCCGCAUGAAUUCCGUCAGGGCAUCACUACUGCUUUUAUAAAACUUAUCGCCUACGACUUCGGCUGUAACGUUUCUUUUCCACGUGUCGAGCCCCGUCUCCAUAUUCAUUCACCUCCAUCAAAAUCCUCGACUCCUCCAUCAAAUUUCUCCGCCAUGGGUGUCACAAUGCUGUAUCGUACCCCAACAGACCGUAACUCUGCCCGAGCAGGUUUCCUCGAAGGUCCGCUUGCAGCUCUCUCAUGCCGCUCUGCCACAUCCUUCACCACACCACUCGAUUCUAAUCUAGAUCUCGCUCGUGAAAUCAUUACAAUUUUACUCACGGCUCAACAACGUAAUCGUGAAGGUCAAACUGAGAAAUUAUUUGGUGCGGAAAAAUGGUGGACUACAGCUCCCCGGUGGGGAGGUGGGAAAGGUGGUCCCAUUGGUAAAGAAAUUGAAACCACUCAAUCUAAUUCUUCGCCUGCUCCUACAUCAUCACAAGACAAAUCUUUUAUGUCUGAAAUUAAAUCUAAAAUUGGUGGUAUAAAUUCCCUCCCUUCUCUUCCAUCUCUCCCAUCUGCACCCUUUCCACAAUCCAUCACCUCAGAAAGACGUCCUCCACAAAAGAAGCCCCGUACGACACGUCUAGGCGGUCCAUCCCAGUUAUAUGAAAAUUACCGCAAGAUGAUGCCACCGGCUAGUACAUGGGAUAAAAAAGUAAGAUAUAUGGCGAUUGGAAAACCAGGUGGUGUACAAGGGAAUUGGGAUGAGAUUUUCUUGUUGAAGUUGUGGAUGCAGAAUCUUUUGGUAGAUGGUUGGAUUGGUAUUGGGAAGAAUGGGAAUGGGAUUAAGAAUGAGAAUGAGAAUGACAUUGAGAUUGAGGUUGAGAUUGGGUUUUGGAUGGUUUCUGUCUGUAUACUCUGUUUGGAAUGUUGA
This is a messenger RNA of Sclerotinia sclerotiorum 1980 UF-70, 1362 nucleotides long. RefSeq lists its product as hypothetical. The transcript is spliced from 4 exons. Lineage: Eukaryota; Fungi; Ascomycota; Leotiomycetes; Helotiales; Sclerotiniaceae. The coding region runs from base 1 to 1362 and encodes 453 amino acids. The record is from RefSeq and is a predicted model, not a curated record.